Geosmithia morbida is the source of this 2133-nucleotide messenger RNA. RefSeq names its product beta-glucosidase. Gene Ontology annotation, biological process: glucan catabolic process. Lineage: Eukaryota; Fungi; Ascomycota; Sordariomycetes; Hypocreales; Bionectriaceae. The transcript is spliced from 2 exons. Bases 1 to 2133 code for a protein of 710 amino acids. Gene Ontology annotation, molecular function: beta-glucosidase activity. The record is from RefSeq and is a predicted model, not a curated record.
AUGAAGAAAACAGCCGAACUAUCCUGGGACGAAGCCUACGCCAAAGCGAAGCUCUCCCUGACCAAGCUCUCCCUCUCGGACAAGGUCAAUCUAACCACCGGCACGGGGAGCGGCAACGGCGUAUGCGUCGGCAACACCCGGGCCGUACAGUCCAUCAACUACCCGGAGCUGUGUCUCCAGGACGGGCCCCUGGGCGUGCGCGAGGCCCCCCACGUCACCGCCUUCACGCCCGCCAUCCAGGCGGCAUCCACGUGGGACCUGGAGCUGAUCGGCCAGCGCGCCCAGUUCCUUGCCGAGGAGGCCCGCGCGCUGGGGGUGCACGUCCUGCUGGCGCCCGUGUGCGGGCCCCUGGGCAAGAUCCCCGAGGACGGACGCGCCUGGGAGGGGUUCGGGUCAGACCCUUACCUCGCCGGCCUGGCCGUCGGCGAGACCGUGAGCCGCAUGCAGGCCGUCGGCGUGCAGGCCACGGUCAAGCACUUCAUCGCCAACGAGCAGGAGCUCAACCGGACGACCAUGUCGAGCAACAUGGACGACGGGACCAUGCACGAGGUGUACCUCUGGCCCUUCUACGACGCCGUCAAGGCCGGCGUCGCCUCCAUCAUGUGCAGCUACAACAGGAUCGACGGUAUAUGGGCGUGCGAGAGCGACGACGUCCUCAACAAGCUGGCCAAGGACCACAUGGGCUUUCCCGGCUACAUCAUGACCGACUGGGGCGCGCAGCACUCCACUGCGCUGUCCGCCCUCGCCGGGUUGGACAUGACCAUGCCCGGCAGCGACGACGCCUCGGCCGACAACGCCUACUGGGGUCCACGGCUCGUCUCGGCCGUGCGUAACGGCUCCGUCCCGGAAAGCCGCGUCGAAGACAUGGCCACGCGCAUCCUCGCAGCGUGGCACAAGAUGGAGCAGGACGCGGACUACCCCACCACCGAUCUGUCGCGCGAGGUGGCGGCCGACCACGCCAGCAACGUGCGCGCCGUGGCGAGGGACGGCAUCGUGCUCCUCAAGAACGAGGGGUCCAUCCUGCCAUUAGCCGCUGACCGGGGCAGCAUCGCCGUCGUCGGCUCCGGCGCCGUGGCGGGGAACCACUCCGAGAACCUGUGCCAGUACAACGCCUGCAACGACGGCGCCCUGGGUAUGGGGUGGGGCUCCGGCGCAGCUACGUACCCUUACUUCGUCACGCCCGAGGAGGCCAUCACCGCGCGCGCUGGCGAGGAGGCCGUCACUGUGGCGGGGACCGACGACCCGGAUAGCGGCGCCCAGGCCGCCGGGGGCGCAGACCUGUCGCUCGUCUUCGUCACGGCCGACGCGGGCGAGGGCCUGAGAGGCUUCACCAUCGAGGGGAACGAGGGCGACCGCAAAGAUCUGGACCCGUGGCACGGCGGCAACGAGCUCGUCGCUGCUGUCGCCGGGGCCAGUGACGAUGUCAUCGUCGUCGUGCACAGCCCCGGCCCCGUCAUCCUGACCGAGAUUCUGUCGCACCCCUCUGUCAAGGCUGUCGUGUGGGCUGGCCUGCCGUCGUCGGAGAACGGCAAUGCCCUGGUCGACAUCCUCUGGGGUGAUGCCAACCCCAGUGGAAAGCUGGUCUAUACCAUUGCCAAGAGCUCCGACGAUUAUAACACAGCCGUUGUCGAUGGUGACGAUGACUAUGCCGAGGGCGUCAAUAUUGAUUACCGUCACUUUGACAGUGCUGAUAUCGAGCCGGCAUUCGAGUUUGGUUUCGGUCUCUCGUACACGACAUUCGAAUAUGGCGUCCUGAGCACCCGCCAGUCUGUCACUCAUGGCCCCAUCAACGGCCCCAUCACGGCUGGCGGCCCCGCAGAUCUCUUCGAAGAGGUUCUCUCGGUUACGAUCCCUGUGACCAACACGGGCCCCGUAGACGGCGCCGAGGUGGCGCAGCUGUACCUGGCUUACCCCAAGGGCAUAGAUCAGCCUCCCAAGCAGCUGCGCGGCUUCGACAAGCUAUACCUGAGGGCUGGUGAGCGCGGUGAGGCCAGCUUCUCCCUACGCAAGAGGGACAUGGCCUUCUGGGAUCAGCAGCUGGAGAAGUGGGUUAUCCCCACUGGAAGAUUUGAGGUGUUGGUUGGGUCCAGUAGUCGUGACAUUCGUGCCAGGUCGGACAUCAAUGUGGUGUAG